Messenger RNA from Fusarium proliferatum ET1, 3321 nucleotides. RefSeq lists its product as uncharacterized. Bases 1 to 3321 code for a protein of 1106 amino acids. The record is from RefSeq and is a predicted model, not a curated record. Gene Ontology annotation, molecular function: syntaxin binding. Gene Ontology annotation, biological process: retrograde transport, endosome to Golgi; Golgi to vacuole transport. Lineage: Eukaryota; Fungi; Ascomycota; Sordariomycetes; Hypocreales; Nectriaceae. The transcript has 4 exons. Gene Ontology annotation, cellular component: GARP complex.
AUGUUCUCUCCCAGCUCUCCCAACGCUACCAAGUCUGCGGACAACCUUGCGGCAUUGUCGCCUAUAGGUCGCGGGGAGCUUCCCUUUCAUAGCAACAGCCACAGACAUGCUCAAAUGCAUCCCUACCCGUCAUCACGACGUGGCUCUACAGCGAGCUCCAUUCAUUCAGUAGGAGGUAUUCUUGACAGUGCUCCCAGUAAUUUAGCAGCUUCAGUAUACGAGUCAAGUCAAAAUGCCAUCUCAACCCUUCUUCAACCCCCAAUUGUACGAACUGGUCUUCAGCCUCACACCUCAGCACCGGCCUCAACCGCACAUAAACCCCCGACGGCUCGGGAUAUCCCCCCAGUAACGUUGACAAACAUCACAAAGGUCGACGCUGAGGAAUUCAAACCCUAUUUGUCACAGAUCGGAAGCCUAUACGAACAGCUUCAGCGCUUGAAAGAUAGCGACGAGGAUGUCAACAAAGAGCAGCGCACUGGCCGGCAAGAUACCACGACCGAAUCGAGUGGUGAUGGAUACUUACGGCCGGGGCCUAAACCUCGUCCAACUCGGAAAGGCUCGACUGCAUCACUUUCUUCGAUGAACUCGAAUGAUGGUCACAGCCCUGUGAGAAGACAAAGUGCUGGCUUCAUUCGAAGGUCCACGCAUGGACCCCCUCCUCUAUCAACGAUCCCGACUGUGUACUUUGACGAUGAAUUCCAUCUCGAGAACCCCCGAACUUUUGACAUUGUGAGCGAACGAUCCGAGGUUAUCCGACCCGCCAACGCCAAUGAUGGGCAAAGCUCACUCAACGGAAGCGCUGCCGCGCCAAGGAAGGCUCUUGCAACCAAUGCAAUUUUGCAAGAGAAGUUGUCUUGGUACAUGGACACUAUCGAGGUUCAUCUAAUCAAUUCCAUCUCCGCCGCAUCAACAACGUUUUUUACUGCCCUGGGAUCGUUGAAGGAACUCCACUCAGAGGCCGCGGAAUCCGUGGGGAGAAUUAAGACACUCAGAAAAGAGCUGAAAGCUCUGGAUGAAGAAAUUGCAACCAGAGGCCUCCAUGUUGUCUACCAGCGAAGGCGCCAAGAAAAUCUACGUCAACUCAACGAUGCUGUGCUUCAGCUGAGGCAGAUUGCGGAUGGCCUUGCAAACUGUGAGACGCUAGUGGACGAAGGGGAAGUCGAUAAGGCACUGGCGAAUAUCGACUCUCUUGAAAAGCUUAUCGCAGGCGAAAGGGACGCUACUACUGCAAAUGAACCUGAGAUUCAGUUGCGGGACCUGCGUUCAGCUUCAGCUUUACAGGGCAUCCACGCGGAUCUAACAGCUUUGCGGUCUCGCAUAGGAAAGGCAUACGAAACCAACUUUCAGAAUAUUCUAAUACGUGAUCUACGACGACACGUCGAAUCUGUGUCAUCCCAAGAGAUUCUUCUCAGGUGGAGCAACGCAGCUAGUCGAUCCAAAGGUAGCCAUGCUAGGUCUCCUUCAGUCUUUCCAACCUAUCUCACAAAUACCGAUGAGUUGAAGACCGAGCUGCUGCCUAAUAUGAUUGGUCUGCAUCGAGCAAAACAUAUCGCCGAAGCGACUGUUGCUUACCGAGAGUCUGUCUUGCGUGAAAUCCGAAACUUGAUCAGACGCCCCUUGCCCAGUUCUACAGAUGAUGACAAUGAGUCGAUGAUGUCAGUCUCUACUGCAAGUGGUGGCCGUCAUCUGUCAAACCAGGAGAAGUCUUCCAUUUUGGCACGGAAUCUUCGCUCUUUGGAUCCUGAGGAUGGUGAGGACCUUCUGAUCAAGAUCUACAUUGGAGUCACAGAGACACUCAGGAGACUUACGACACAAGUCAAGGUCUUGUUGGAGAUUACCAGCUCCCUCACUGAGAGCCCACAAGGAGAAGGGUUGAUGUCCCCCACAGUCAGAUCACCAAUAUCCAGUCCGAGGCCAGAUAGAUUCCCAAGCAAUCCUAUGAACAGUGCAACAAUCGAGGUUCAGGAGGAGCUCCAUAAGAGCCUUGACGUUACUAAUCUCCUUGGCCAAGCUGUCGACGUGGCAAUCGAGAAAAUCGUCAAGGUCUUAAAGGUUCGAGCAGAGCAGACUGCACAGUUGCCAUUGACCCUCUUCCUCCGGUACUUUACACUCAACCUCUAUUUUGCCACCGAAUGCGAGUCGAUCUCUGGCCGAAGCGGCACGUCACUCAAGAAUGUGGUUAAUGGACACAUUAAGGACUUCGUGCAACGGAAUCGCGAUGCUGAAAUGCAGAAGCUCGCUCAGGGUAUGGAAUCUGAUCAGUGGAAUGCCAAAGACUUUACCGAGAAGAACACCGAGUUGCUUAAUACCAUCCUGGGCAGCAGCACGCAUGAUCCUCAUGAGUGGACAGACAGUACCAAGAUUUGGGUACCUAGUUCGGAAUUAGAGCCUGUCAAUGAGGACGAUGCAAUCGAAACAAACGGAACCGGCAAGGAAAAGACCAGGACUGCUACAAUCGAUUCAGAGACGUUCAUGUUACCAAAGUCAGCCAUUCUAUGUUUAGAUGGAAUCGCCAAGUUCUCUCAUCUGAUCAGUGGUAUACCGUCUAUGACUGUUGAUAUUGCGACCUCAUUGAUCGCGUAUCUUCAGCUCUUCAACUCGAGAUGCACCCAGCUAAUUCUUGGUGCCGGGGCAACGCGGUCAGCUGGGCUAAAGAACAUCACCACCAAGCAUUUGGCCUUGGCCUCCCAGGCGCUCUCAUUCACAGCAACUUUGAUACCGCAUGUUAGGGAAUUUGUGCGACGUCACGCUGGAUCCGGAGCGAGCGUAUCAAAUCUCAUGGGUGAGUUCGACAAGAUUAGACGACUACUGCAAGAGCAUCAAGAUAGUAUCUACCAGAAACUGGUUGAGAUCAUGGGCGGCCGCGCUGCCAUUCACUCACGGACGAUGAAGACGAUCGACUGGGAAGCAGAUGGAGACAAGGGCGUCCAUUCAUACAUGGAAACAUUGGCGAAGGAGACAACUACUCUGCAUCGUGUCCUAACGAAGCACCUCCCCGAGACAUCAAUCCAGAUGAUCAUGCUUCCUGUGUUUGCUAGUUACAGGGAUCAGCUUGGGUCAAGUUUUAGAGAAGCAGAUCCCAAGACUGAAACUGGCCUGAAAAGUAUGAACAACGACAUUGAAUUCCUCACGACAAAACUCGGAAAACUGGAUGGCUUUGGGGAAACGGGCGAGUAUCUGCAAAAGAUCAUUAAGUCUAAGCAGGUCAAGGCAGUGGAGCAGGUAACAGAAACGCCCGCAGAUGAAAAAAGAGAUGAAGAAUCCAAGGAGAGUGAGGCGGUUCCUGCAUCGGAAUCCACGGCGGAGAAGGAAGAGAAGUAG